UUUGUUUUUGGAUUUUCGCUGCGCGCUCGCUGUUCGCUCCGCUGCCGCCUGUCUGUGUGAGUGCGCGUGUGUGCGAGGAGGCCAAGAAGAGGAAGCAGAAGGAAGCCGCAAAAGGAAAAUCCGAUUCCGAGAAAUCUUAUCAAUGAAGACGCAGACUAAAUGAAAAAUAAUCGUGAUGCGUGCGUUUCAAUAGAGCAAAAUUAGUUUCCAGUAUUAUUUUUUCGGCACCUCAGUCCGUUCGCUUGUCGGUGUGUGUGUGAGCGUGUGUUUUGGUGGCGUGAGUGCGUGCGAUCGCCACGCCCACACGGGAAAUGGCAGCAACGGUUUACCAACGGCUACAUAGCGUCGCGGUUGGCGUCGGCAAUGCCGCCGGCAGUGCGGUCGGCAGCGGGUCGGCUUCCUUUCCAGGAUCUGGAUCUGGAACGGGAUCGGGAACCGGCAUGGGCCAUGGAAACACCUCCUCCUCCUCCGCCCUCCUCAGCCACUCCCAGCUGACGCGCUCGCUGGAACGCAUCCUGGAAGAGGCGCACUUCAGCGGCGAGCUGAUCCUGACCAAUCGCAAGCUGAAGGACUUUCCCAGGACGGGAACGAAGUACUCUCUCACGGACACCGUUAUCGCAGAUUUGUCCCGAAAUAGAUUCGCUGAGCUGCCCGAGGAAGUCACGACGUUUGCGUUUUUGGAGACCCUGCUGCUGUAUCACAAUGCGAUCCGCAGCAUUCCGGAAUCGGUGAAGCAGCUGUCCUCGCUAACCUACUUGGAUCUGCGCAGCAAUCAGCUAUCCUCGCUCCCCCGGGAGAUAUGCUUCCUGCCCCUCCAGGUUCUGCUGGUUUCCAACAAUCGCUUGGCCUCGCUACCAGAUGAACUGGGUCGCUUGGAUCAGACUCUGACCGAUCUGGAUGCCUCGUAUAAUCAGCUGGCCAACUUACCUGCUCGCCUGGGGGAGCUGAGAACUCUGCGUUCGCUUUCGCUGAGGAGCAAUCAUUUGAUGUAUCUGCCCCGGGAGCUAACCUGUUUGAGUUUGAUAUCCCUGGAUGUGAGCAACAACAAGAUCGCUAGUCUGCCCCUGGAGAUUCGCCACAUGAGCACCUUGGUAGAGCUGCAGCUGGAGAAUAAUCCCCUUACCUCGCCCCCAGCUAGUCUUUGUAUGCGUGGCCUGGUGCACGUGUUCAAAUUUCUCGAGACGCAGGCCACGAAGGACGAGAAGGGUUCCCGGUCGGGUGGCAACUAUGAUGGAUACACCACUCUGCGGAGAGCUCCACGCCACAACUCCAGCGGCAAUGUCCUCGAGGCCAGCACCACUGGCAGCAGUAACAACCAGCGAAGGCAUCAGGUCGACUCUGGUUACAGCACCAGCGAUGGUCUCGACAAGCGCUGGUCGCACGAUGUCCCUGCUAAAUCCAAAACGGAUUCACCGCUGCACUGUGUGUCCACCUCGGCGGCUGCCACUUUGCCCAGGACGAUGCCAAGUGCGGUGCAUUCGCAUGCGGACCUGAUGGAUGCAUCCCUUACCUCUAGCACUAGUACCAUUGUGGAUGAGAGUCUCACACUGAGUCCCACGGCAUCGCCCUGCAAGUUGAGUUAUGCGCACUCGAAUAGCUCCAGUAACAGUUCGUCGCCUGAUCAGGACGACGACAUCAUGAUCGACCACCAGGAGCGCACUGUUCACCAUGCCAAUGGGAAGUCCGGCAAGGGUCUCGGCAAUAUUCAGACAUAUAAGGAGUACAAGGAGGCCCUGAAACAGCAGCGCAAUCAGGAGAUCAGCGUGUACAAGCAGAAGCACCCGAAUGCCAACCACAGUCCCAAUGACGACGAGGAUCUGUCCCCGUCACCGCCGGCUAUCCCCAACGGAUCUUCCUCGAACACACUGCCAAAGUCCAUUAUGAAGCAGAAUAGCAAUCAAAACGGCCAUAAUGGGAACGGAAAUGGAAACGGAAAUGGGAACGGAGCCGAUGAUGUUGUUAUACCAAAGAAACCCAUACAGAAGGUGAUACCCUCUCGCAAUACGGAAAUAAAGCCGGCAUCCACAUCCGGCAUUCCCUCUGCGAUUUCAUCGGAUUGCUUGGGCUACGUUAAGCCCCAGAGUCCCAUGAAGAAUGGCACGAAUAAAUUCAAUACGUCCAAUGGUGGAGGAGUGCCACCCACAGCAGGAAUCGCCAUCAGCAGCACCACCAUCAAAUCACCAGUGAGCUCCACCACCAAGCUGGGCACAGUAAAGACACACCGUUCGGUGACCUGGAACCAUGAUAUUCCCGCCGAGAAGCUGAGCUUUACCAUGCGGCGGGAGUUCGAUCGCCAAAGGGAGGAAACCGAGUUGAUGUCGCAGUUGAGGAGUAUCAUUGAAACGCGUUUAAAGAUGACGUUGCCGGUGGAUAUUGCCUCUGCUCUGACGGAUGGUGUUAUACUGUGCCAUUUGGCCAAUUAUGUGCGUCCACGUUCGGUGGCCAGCAUUCAUGUGCCAUCACCUGGUGUGAACAAGUUGACUAUGGCCCGGUGUCGUCGUAAUGUGGAUAACUUUUUGGAGGCAUGUCGGCGCAUUGGCGUAGAUGAGGAGUUGAUUUGCUCCUGUGAAGAUGUUGUGCCACAAAUUGAACCGCAACAACCACAAUUGCCACGUGCUGACGGUGACUAUGAUGCUGAUGUGUAUGUCCAAGAUGAUGACAGCAACAUCAGUUGCAACAGCAGCACCAGCAGCAAUGCCAGCAACAUGCAAUGCACCCUCGAUGGCGAAUACAGCAGCAACCUUACUGAUAAGGUGCCCAAUGCAUUGGCCCUACUGCGCACAGUGUCCGCUCUGAUUGCCCUGGAUGAAAAUCCGUAUCAUCAGCAGUUUCAUCAUCAUCUUCAGCUGCAGCAGCAAUCGGUUGUGGUUGGCCUGCAGCAGCAGCAGCUGCAGCAGCAACACUUCGAGCAAGAGCAAUUCAGUGAGCCAACUACCUGCAGCCAAGAGCAAGAACAGAUGUUGCAGUUGCAACAGCAACAGCAGCAGCUAGAGCAUGUUUUGUAUGAGAAUGGCCAGCCGAGGGCUGAAAAUGAUGAUGGGGUUGAGGAUCGUGAUGAUGAUAUAGGCAAACGGCAGCAGCAACUGCCGACAGUGGGCCAAAUGCUGCUGAAGGCCAAGCAAAAAACCUAUGAGAAAAUCAAGCACAAUCUGCUGAGUGCCCAUGGUCAGCACAAUUUCCAGGGCAACAAUAACAAUAGAAAGUUGCACACGAUUGUGGAGAACGAGCACGAUGUGGCCGCCGCUGGACCGGCGGGUCAUUAUCAAGUUAUCGACGAAAAGCAGGAGCAACCGCAGCUGAAGCAACCGGAGGACUUAAAGGAGGCCAGUUCACUGGACAGCGCAACCAAGGAAGCCAUCAGCAAGCGCAUCGAGUUCUUCGAGCAGCAAAAGAGUGGCAAACAGAAACUGGAGGUCUUCAGCAUCUAUUUACCGAAGGAGAAGAACAAGCAGCUCGAGCAGAAAUUAAAAGCCAAGGCUAACGAAGCUGGAACUUCAAUAUUAAAGCACGAUUCCCACACCUUGACAGUGAUCUUGUCAUGCGUUUUCAUCGCCACUUUCCUCUGGCUGAAUCUAAUUUGCUGUGCUGCCGACGUGCUAGAGGGAAAAGGUGCCGUCCAAGUGGCCAUCACGGUGGGUGAACUUUUCCGGCUUCACGGAAACGGUGGCUGCGGCAGUGGCAACAGCAGUGGAGCCGCCACGCCCACCAAAUCGCCCACCAGAACGACACGUGCCACAAUGUCGCCAACGCCAUUGACUUAGGACCAGCGCAACCGGGACAUGGACGGGAGUCGGAACUCUUGGAUAUUCCGCUCAUUUGGGGAUGAGUUGUCAAAAUGGGUUUCCUAAUGGCCGCCAUACACAUUUACACUUACAUAAAAUACAUGCCAAAUGUAUGAUUUGUUGAUAUUCUUAUCUCAUUGAUUUUUCUAGGUUUGUAGUUCAUUUAUGUAAAUACACAACACCCACAAGGAACACCUAAAGAAACCAAAAUACAAAGAACACAAAACAAUCGAA
Messenger RNA from Drosophila biarmipes, 4016 nucleotides. RefSeq names its product leucine-rich repeat and calponin homology domain-containing protein (gene Lrch). The coding region runs from base 312 to 3761 and encodes 1149 amino acids. Lineage: Eukaryota; Metazoa; Arthropoda; Insecta; Diptera; Drosophilidae. Gene Ontology annotation, molecular function: protein binding. The record is from RefSeq and is a predicted model, not a curated record. The transcript is spliced from 8 exons.